AUGGCGACCCUCAACUGCAUCCUUAACUCUCAGGAGAGUUCUGAUGACAUCCGCAAGAGGCAGGAGGCUCUCGACUCCCAUCAAUACUCUACGAAUGGCAUUCUGCGAUAUGAAUUCGUCUUUGGGCGCGGAUACGUCUCCUCAGGGGGCGGCAACACCACUGCAGAAAUCCUCGAGCAGAUCACAAUGCCCAAGGGAGGCAGAGCAAUCGAAAUCCUCGAGCAGAUCACAAUGCCCAAGGGAGGCAGAGCAAUCGAUGUGGGUUGCGGCAUCGGCGGCAGCACAGUUGCGCUGGCGGAUAGAUUCAAUGCGACUGUAUUGGGUGUGGAUUUGUCUAUGAAUAUGAUAUCUAUAGCGCGUGAUAGAUACAGCGAGAGAGAAGAUAUACAUUUUCUCGUUGCUGAUGCUCUGACUAUCCCUAUUCUUCCUUCUUCUUUAGACCUUGUAUACAGCAGAGACACGCUGCUGCAUUUCAAUACUGACGAAAAAAGACUCCUCCUAAAGAAAGCUUUCAGUUGGCUUAAACCAGGCGGACAGCUGGUGAUAACGGACUACUGCUGCGGGCCUCAAGAGCUAUGGGAUGAAGAGUUUAAAGCUUAUCUGAAAGAUAGAAACUAUAAACUAGUGCAGCUUGAGGUGUACAGACAGCUGCUGGUAGAUGCUGGCUUCAAUGUUGUUAAGGCCGUAAACCACACAGAAAGGUAA
Molecule: messenger RNA, 705 nt
Organism: Eimeria mitis
Lineage: Eukaryota; Apicomplexa; Conoidasida; Eucoccidiorida; Eimeriidae
Product: Tocopherol o-methyltransferase, related
Exons: 6
Coding region: 1-705 (234 amino acids)
Source: RefSeq, a predicted model, not a curated record